Cladocopium goreaui is the source of this 924-nucleotide messenger RNA. Lineage: Eukaryota; Dinophyceae; Suessiales; Symbiodiniaceae. The record is from the annotation of a GenBank genome assembly.
AUGUGUAGUGAUGCGUGGUACUCAGGACAGCCAGGCCGUCCUGAGUCGACAGGUGGCGCCAGCUCGAUUCAAAGGAAUCGAGACGGAGUUCCAACAUGGUCGGGGGAGACUGUGUUGUUUGAGGAGUAUGUAGAAGCAUGCCUGCUCUAUGAACAGACAGUGGCUAGGGAGAAACGCUAUCUGUGUGGUCCCAGAUUGGCAUCAGAACUCAAGGGUCCAGCUCGCCGUGUGCUGAUCGGACGGCCAGCUGACUGGUUGUCAAACGAGUCAGGUGUCCGUCGAUUGGUAGCGGCAUUACGUCAGGAAAGAGGUCAGCCGAAGGUACCAGAGUUGUCUGAACUGCUGCAGAAAUACUUUCGUGGCACUAGGAGAACCAGGGGAGAGACCAUGGGUGAUUUCAUUCUGCGGAAGUCUGAGGCCUACACCAGAGCACAACAGUCCAUGGCCAGGUACAUGAAGUGGGACAUCGCGAGUGCGCCGGCAUCAGAAGCACCGGCCACCAAUGGCCCAGACGGUGCAGAGAGCCCCAGGGAGGAGCUUGACUUCCAGGAUCCUGACGAGGAGGAUGAUCCUUGGCAGAACUGGAAUCAGCAAUGGUCCUGGAAUGGCUGGUACCAUGGAGGAUGGUGCCUCUUCAUGGACGCUGGACUUGAUGUCAUGGAAAGAAACGUCCUGCAUGCCGAGCUCAAGGGCACCUUUGGCGUGCGAGAAGUGGAACAAGUGCUGCGAAAGCAUCGGUCCGAUCAUGACCUCAAGAAGAGAGAUGCCGAGAAGGGACGCUACAUGGCCAAUGUCAAUGUAGAACUCACGGAGGAGGACACCGGGUGUUAUGGUGAGGUUGAACCAGAUGACCUGGAAGCAGAGGGUUUCUCUGCUGACGAGAUUCACGUGAUGAUGACAGAAGAGGAAGCCGCCCAACCAUGA